AAAGAGGGGCGUGGCUUGUACCUGGAGCGUAGCUGUGAAAACUUAAUUAUGGCUACUACACCGUCUAGUCAGUUUUUGAAGCGAAGGGCUCUUCGUAAUGGCCGAGAGAACACUCAGGAAGAUGCUCACCGCCAAGUACAGCAAGGACAGGGAACACUAGAGACUGAGUAUGUGAGCCCAUCUAAUGUCCCACCCCACAAUGAUCUGGAGCUGUUGGCUGUGUUCUAUCAUUUCGCCAUGACCUUGUUCUAUGCUCUACUGCUAUACUAUGGCAACAAGCUUAUGAGUGACAACUUGCACGUAUUAGACCCGAAAGGGAUCAUGCCAAGUUAUGGUGGUCGAUUCAAGUUCCUGACACACAUCAACCAAUGGUUUCAACUGUGUUUCUUUGGUGUUCAGUUUCUCACUGAUCUACUUGCAAACUCCAUCGCAAAACGUAUUCUUCAGAAGGUGUGUGAUGUGUUCUUCACUACCGUGGCUGCUCCUACUUCCUUCUUUGUUGCCGUCACUUUCUGGUCCAUCUACGCGUACGACCGUAGUCUGGUAUAUCCGGAGCGAUUCGAUCUCUUCGUGCCGGCCUACAUGAACCAUUUCUGGCACACUACGAUCGCCGCGUGGGUCUUGUUCGAGACGAUCAUAUGCUUCCAUCACUAUCCUUCUACUGGAACUGCAGCGUGUAUCAACUUUGCUGUGAAUGCCGGUUAUCUGAGCUGGAUCGUGUGGAUCUUUGUCAAAACUGGUUUCUGGGUAUAUCCGAUUCUCAAAGUUCUGCCUCUUCCGUUCCUCACAUUGUUUUGCGGCGGGAGCAUGUUCUUCAGUCUAGUACUGUAUCUGGUUGGUAAGCUUGUGGCUGAUUUGCGAUGGGGAAAGACCGUCUACAUUGAAUAAGAACCUUGAAUAAACUUUAUUAUUAGCGAUUAUUUUCUUACUUGUAGUCUACAUGCGUAUAAUUAUACAUGCUGUAUAUACAUUAAUAGCUUAUAGCUUUCUUUAUAGACACAGGGAACAGUUUAGCAUUAUUUUUUUUCUCCAUUGUAGGCAAUAAUGUUUUUUUCACAC
Messenger RNA from Halichondria panicea, 1059 nucleotides. RefSeq names its product androgen-dependent TFPI-regulating protein-like. Gene Ontology annotation, cellular component: endomembrane system; membrane. The transcript has a single exon. The record is from RefSeq and is a predicted model, not a curated record. Bases 49 to 888 code for a protein of 279 amino acids. Lineage: Eukaryota; Metazoa; Porifera; Demospongiae; Suberitida; Halichondriidae.